AUGCUUUUACCAAAUCCCGAGGACGAUCCCGAAUCAAAAGAACAAGACAUAGACUUUACGUCAUUGCCAUUAAACGAAGCGUUGCAAAGACGCCGAGAAGAAUGCGAGCGAAAAGCCAGACGGGGGGAAAUGGACCCUCGCCUGGAGUUCACGUUCCAAUUACUCAUUGACCACACUGGUCUACCAAGAAAUUCUGUCAUGGAUUAUGUGUUCGAAUCCAACAUGUUGGAUCAGAUCAACGAGUUAUUUCUGCCACACGGUAGAUCUAAACUUAUGUGGUUCUAUCAAGAUGUUGAAGUCGAAGAUACCGAAUCGUUCGAAAUGGCGGUUCAGUUAAAGCCCAAUAAUAGCAGCAGAAACCUUCAACGAAGAAUCAGCAUAAUAUCAAAGCCCAAAAAAAAGAAACUCUUCCUCACAGAUGGAUGGGAAGUCGGGUUGACAGGAAUUUGCAUUUACAUCAUCCGUCUUAAUACCACCAAACAGUUGCCAGAAGAAGGUUUUCACAAAGAUUUGAUCUGUGGAACUCUGGACGCGGAAAAAAAAGGAUUGGUGAAGAGCAUUGCCAAAAUCAUUGAAUAUGUGUUCAUACCAGCAUUAGCCAUACCACAAACAGCCGACGAACCUUCCGACGACCAACCAGACUGCCCGUUGAUCAAAAGCCAAUUGCUCCCUGAGCUAAGAUCGUUUUGCAGCUGUUUGAAAGUAUGUGAAGAAGUUUGUGAUCAACCAAAUAUCUUUGCUGAUAGUAUGAGUUUAAUAUCAAAAGUGCCUUCCUACAGGGAGGCCAAACAUCUUGCCACAAAUAGGGAUGAAAUACUGAUUUUAGAGAAACGUGUAACAAAUUGGAUACGAAAAAUACGAGAAAUAUUGUUAGAAGACGAGAAGUUGAAGUACGAAAGUGAUACUAGUGGCCCGCAAGAUGAAUUGGAGUUUUGGAAAAAACGCGGAGCACAAUUUUCACAAAUUGCUGCUAAUCUCAGUUGGGAAGAAGUAAUCAUGACCAUUUGUUGCUUACAACUCUCGCGUUCUCGAAUGGUUGACCGAUGGAGACGUACAGAUAAUCAUUUGACACUGUGCUAUAAUGAAGCGAAAGAUAACUCAAAAUACAUCCAAGCAUUGGAAAAAUGCUGUCAUUCGCUGUACCUCGAUAAUCCAGUUAAAAUGAGAAACUCAUUAGUUCGUAUGCUUCAAACUGUACGUCUUAUUCACGAUGUGUCAAUGUUCUAUAAUACUACAGAAAAGAUAUCAUCUCUUAUGGUUAAAAUUACAAACCAAAUGAUAGAAAGCUGUAAACUUCACAUUACCAAUAGAAAUAAAGACACUAUAUGGUCUCAAGAUAGAGCGACUCUGACGACUAAGUUGAAUGAAUGCAUUACAUUAAACAAAUUAUACCAUAACACUUACGAAAGAGUGAAACAUCACCACGGAGCUGGGAGACAAUUUAGUUUUUCUGAAAAUUACGUAUUUGGCAAAUUCGAUGCGUUUUGUGAUAGAUUAAUCAAAAUUUUAACAGUUUUCGAUACAAUUGACGAUUAUAAUGGACUGUUUGAACGAAGAAUGGAGGGUUUGAUGUUCGGGGAUGCGUUAGACAAUGCAGUGCGAACUUUUGAAGAAGCCAAAUUAGUAGUGAUGAACAAAAGUUACGAUUAUUUAGAUCAGAAAAAUAAAGAAUUUGAUCAUGAUUAUACAACAUUAUUCGUUAUGGUCCAAACUUUGAAAGAUGAAUUAGCAUUCACGAUAGAAACUAAUUUUAAUUCUGUCUGGGAAACAGGUCAAGGAAUAAAAUUCCUUGAUAAAUUUGAAAAAAUCGCUACAAAAAUACCAGUGACACGAAUGGAUAUAAAAUAUAGUAGAGUACUGAAAUAUUGUGAAAGUCAAAUAGAUAGAACAUUAAAAUUGUUUAAAAAACGAAGGAACAAUCCUCCUGUUCCUAAGAAUUUUCCACCACUAUCAGGCCGUAUUGUCUGGGUCAGGUCUUUACGACAACGUUUAAGUUAUUUAAUGGAUGAAGCAACCGAUCAUCCAGUGUUAAAAGUAAUGCCAGAAAUGACAGAAGUACAAAAAAAAUUUGCCACCAUGUGUGUAGCUUUGUUCAACUACGAAGAAGAAAUUAAAAGUAUUUGGAUGAACCAUAAUGUUAAAGUUAUAGAAUACUGUUUAGUUCAACCAUUAUUAAAGUUUAAGAAUACUAAUAAUAUGGUUUAUGUUAACUUCGAUCCAAGAUUGAAUCUACUUAUACUAGAGUCAAGUUGUAUGUUAAAAAUGGAACUAAAAGUUCCUAUAGUCACCAAGGCUUUAUUUUUUAGAAAAGAUCACUUUACACUAGUUUGUGACACAUUACAAUGUAUGUUGAAUAAAAUGAGAAAAGUUGCAAGCAGCAUUAAUCUUGAUGUAAGACCUCUUUUUGUCACUCAGCUUGUAUGGCUUUUGGACCUUUUAACGCCUGGCUUGCAAAAAAUUGAUUGGACAGAUCCUGAAUGGAAAAAUUUUGUUGAAAAAACCAACUCCGCCAUAGAUAAAUUUCAAGUUUUAGUAACCAGAAUCCACGAUGUUUAUAAUAACAGAAUACUUCAGGUACUCUCUUCAAUGCAGUCAAUUACACUUCAUACUUUUCCCGAAGAUGGAUCUACGUGGACCGCUGAUGAAUUCUUAGAUAAAAUAGACGAAACGUGUCGUCAAGCAUCUUUGGAACUGAAUCGAAAAAGUAUUCUAGUAGAAGAAGCAGUUGAAGAAAUAUUAUAUCUUGUUCAAAAGGCUAAUGAAAGCGUUACUAUUCCUAAAUUAGAACAAGAACCAAGUCUUAAAGUUAAGACAGAUAAAGUAGAUGUAGAAAUUGUUAAGCAAGAAGGAAGGUCAAAUGAAACUCAAACAGACUGGAGUACUGUAUGUGAAUUUUUUAAUAAUCCAUUUGUCUUGGCAGCGUAUGAGUUGCCUCCAACUGUUUAUACCCUUGCAAAUAGUGCUGUUAGAGAAAUGAGACGAUAUUAUAGCCGUAAAGUGAUAGAUGUGCUUAUUAAAAUAACAAGGCAAUCGAUUGAUGCAUUAAGAAAAAAAUUUUCCCAAGAAUCUAAUGAAAAUCCUAUUUUUGAAGUGCACGCAAUACUAAUGAUUCCUUCGAUUGUGAUUAGACCAAGUAUAAAUGAAUUACAAGAGUUAAUGAUCCAAGCGGGAAAAAUUAUGGUAGGAGUAUCCAAAGGAGUCGGACAGUGGUCUGGUAAUAAAAAAACAAAGAGUGUACCAGCAACCGUGCCCACUAUAGAAGAUGCAAGAGCCAAACGUCGAAGGUUAUAUAAAUUAGCAUCCGAGAGAAAACCACCAUUCCCAGUAAUGCAUAGAAAUUUCUAUUCACACGUUACUGAAAACAAAGAAAUCGUCAAGGCACUUUCGUUACUUUCUACAUGCGUGCAACCGUUAAAACCAAUGCUAUUCGAAUUCUUGAAACUUUGGGUGCCAUAUAAGAUUUUGUGGAAUAAUGACCUAUCAGAGAGACGAGACUUAUCAACAGUUUCACUUUUGGAUUCGGAAGCAUAUCUUCAAAAACAUCAUGAACUCUUAGAACGUUUAAAUAUAAAGCCAGAUACUUAUGAAUUUGGAUCUUGUGUCUUAGUAUCUGUUGAAAAAUUAAAAUAUGGCCUAACUAUUGAAGUUAAAUCAUGUAAUCGUCGAAUCGGUCAGUUGUUACGCAAAAAAUACCACCGUGAAAUGGAUUACGUAUAUGCCGUGAUGAAUGAAAUGGAAAGAAAGUUAGAACGGCCAAUUAGAGAUUUAGAUGAUAUUAGAAUGGUCAUAGAAACAUUAAAAAAAAUAAGAGAAAAUGAAGUUGACAUGGACCUUAAAAUAGAGCCGAUCGAGGAAGCAUUUAAUGUAUUAACACGUUAUGAUUUACCGGUAGAUAGAGAAGAUUUAGAGUUAGUUGAUAACGUUAGAUAUUGUUGGCAAAGAGUGUUAACACGUGCUAUGGAUAUGAAUAUAUAUUUAUUAGAUUCUCAACCUCAACUUCAAACAGAAUUAGCUGAGAAUCUAAAACAUUUUAAAUUAGACUGUGUACAGUAUUGUCACGAAUACAGAACAUUAGGACCAAUGAUGCCGGGUCUUUCACCAAGAGAAGCUUCAGAUAGACUAAUCAUGUUUCAAAAUCGUUUUGACGGUAUGUGGCGUCGCCUACAAUCUUAUCAAAGCGGGGAAGAAUUGUUUGGUUUGGAAACUACAGAAUAUCCUGAGCUAGUUCAAAUACGUAAGGAACUGAAUCUUCUACAAAAACUGUACAAACUCUAUAACGAUGUGAUAGAUCGAGUUAGCAGUUACUAUGAUAUUCCUUGGGGAGAUGUCAAUAUAGAGCAGAUAAAUAAUGAAUUAAUGGAAUUCCAAAACAGAUGUCGUAAAUUACCCAAAGGGUUAAAAGAAUGGCCUGCUUUUCAUGCAUUAAAAAGAACAAUUGACGAUUUUAAUGAUAUGUGUCCCUUGUUAGAACUUAUGGCAAAUAAAGCUAUGAAGCAAAGACAUUGGCAGAGAAUAAUGCAAAUCACUGGUUACAAUUUUGAAUUAGAAAGUGAAGGAUUUUGUUUAAAAAAUAUUCUAGAAGCACCUCUAUUAAAACAUAAAGAGGAUAUAGAAGAUAUAUGUAUAUCAGCCAUGAAAGAGAAAGAUAUCGAAGCGAAACUCAGACAAGUCACUAAUGAAUGGUCUGUACAAGAGUUAACUUUUUUGACAUUUAAUAAUCGAGGAGAAUUAUUACUUCGGGGUGACACAACAGCAGAAACUAUAGGUCAAUUGGAAGAUAGUUUAAUGAUUUUGGGGUCAUUGAUGUCAAAUAGGUAUAACGCACCAUUCCGAAAACAAAUACAACAAUGGGUAUAUGAUUUAUCCAAUACAAAUGAAAUUUUGGAGCGUUGGCUGUUAGUUCAAAAUAUGUGGGUGUACUUGGAAGCAGUAUUUGUUGGUGGUGAUAUAGCCAAACAACUUCCUAAAGAAGCAAAGAGAUUUAGUAAAAUUGACAAGUCAUGGCAAAAAAUUAUGCAACGUGCACAUGAAACACCAAGUGUAGUUAUUUGUUGUGUUGGAGAUGAUAUGUUAAAACAACUUCUCCCACAUUUACAAGAACAACUAGAGUUGUGUCAAAAAUCUUUGAGCGGUUAUUUAGAAAGAAAACGAACUAUGUUUCCUAGAUUCUUUUUUGUUUCGGAUCCUGCUUUAUUAGAGAUCUUAGGACAGGCUUCUGAUUCGCAUACAAUUCAAAAUCAUUUAUUAUCGAUAUUCGAUAACACUAAAGCUGUAAAAUUUCAUGAAAUUGAAUAUAAUAAAAUGACAGCCAUAAUUUCAACAGAAGGAGAAAUUAUACCACUUGAGAGAGCUGUUAGAGCCGAAGGCAGUGUAGAGACUUGGUUAACUAGCUUAUUGCAGACAUCUCAGCAAACAAUUCAUUCGAUUAUUCGAUCAUCAAAUCAUCAGAUAAACGAUAAUAAUUUUAUUUUAUUAGCAUUCUUGGAAAAAAUGCCGGCUCAGAUUGGAAUAUUGGGAAUUCAAAUGAUUUGGACCAGAGAUUCCGAGGUGGCAUUAAUACACGCAAGGACGGAUAGAAAGCAAAUGCACGACACCAAUAAUCGAUUUUUAGAAUUACUUAAUACGUUGAUCGAUCAAACGACUAGAGAUUUGACGCGUAUUGAAAGAAUCAAGUUUGAAACAUUAAUUACUAUACACGUUCAUCAAAGAGAUAUUUUCGAUAUUUUGUGUCGUCUCAAUGUACGUUCUGUUAACGACUUUGAAUGGUUGAAACAAUGCCGAUUCUAUUUUAAAGAGGAUUUGGAUAAGACUUGGAUUUCUAUAACCGACGUCAAUUUUAAUUAUCAAAAUGAGUACUUAGGAUGUACAGAACGUUUAGUAAUCACCCCGCUUACAGAUAGGUGUUAUAUUACACUUGCUCAAGCAUUAGCGAUGAGUAUGGGCAGUUCACCAUGUGGACCAGCUGGUACUGGAAAAACAGAAACGGUUAAAGACAUGGCAAAAACUUUGGCAAAAUAUGUGGUGGUUUUUAAUUGCUCUGAUCAAAUGGACUAUCGAGGCUUGGGUAGAAUUUAUAAAGGCUUAGCACAAUCGGGAACAUGGGGGUGUUUUGAUGAGUUCAACCGUAUUGAACUUCCUGUUUUGUCGGUCGCAGCACAACAAAUAGCAGUUGUGUUAUCAGCAAAAAAAGAAAAGAAAAAACAGUUUACAUUUACUGAUGGAGAUCUGAUAGACCUUUGUCCUGAAUUUGGCAUAUUUAUUACGAUGAAUCCCGGUUAUGCUGGCCGCAAAGAACUGCCAGAAAAUUUAAAAAUUCAGUUCCGCACAGUGGCUAUGAUGGUUCCAGAUAGACAAAUCAUUAUCAGGGUUAAAUUAGCCAGCUGUGGAUUUUUAGAAAACAUUACGCUUGCUCGUAAAUUUUAUACAUUAUACAAACUGUGCGAAGAACAAUUAACAAAACAAGUCCAUUACGAUUUUGGGCUGCGAAAUAUUUUGUCAGUAUUAAGAACACUGGGUGCUGCGAAGCGAGUAAAUAGUAAAGAUUCAGAAAGUACGAUUGUUAUGAGAGUAUUGCGUGAUAUGAAUUUAUCAAAACUAAUAGAUGAAGAUGAACCACUCUUCUUGUCAUUAGUCACUGAUUUAUUUCCGAAUCAGAUACUAGAAAAAACAGCAUAUCCCGAAUUGGAAGAAGCAAUUGAAAGCCAAGUGGAAGCGGAUGGUUUAAUAUAUCAUUCACCUUGGGUUUUAAAGUUGAUACAAUUGUACGAAACACAAAGAGUUAGACAUGGAAUAAUGACCCUUGGCCCUACUGGAUCUGGGAAAACAUGUUGUAUUCAGAUUUUAAUGAAAUCUUUAACAAUUUGUGGGGAAAAUCAUAGAGAAAUGAGAAUGAACCCAAAAGCAAUCACUGCAGCACAAAUGUUUGGACGUCUAGAUGUAGCCACUAAUGAUUGGACUGAUGGUAUAUUUUCUGCACUAUGGAGAAAAACGCUGAAAUUAAAAAAAGGAGAACAUGUAUGGUUGGUGCUAGACGGACCAGUGGACAGUAUAUGGAUCGAAAAUUUGAAUUCAGUAUUGGACGAUAAUAAAACAUUGACAUUAGCUAAUGGAGAUAGGCUUCCCAUGGCCCCUUGCUGUAAAAUCAUAUUUGAGCCCCAUAACAUUGACAACGCUUCACCAGCUACUGUAUCACGUAAUGGUAUGGUUUACAUGAGUUCAUCUGGAUUAGAUUGGAAUCCAGUUCUGGCAGCUUGGCUUAAAAAAAGAAAUAAAAGGGAAUCAAAACUAUUCCGACGAUUGUUUGAAAACACUUUUUCAAAUAUAUACACAUGGGCAUCGCAAAAUUUGAACAUGACUAUGAAAGUCUUACAGUGCAAUACCAUUCAACAAAUGCUAGUGCUAUUACAAGGUUUAAUACCUAAGAAACCAGACGAAGAAGAAGGAAAAGGAGAAGAUGAAGAAGAAGAUGAAGCAAUCGAAGAUAAUGGUACUAAUUCUUCGGAAGAAUGUGAUGGCGUGGAAGGAACGGAAAAUCACUAUCUCAAACCUGACAAUUUACUGCCAAGUAAAAUACAUUUACAACGUUUGUAUACUUUUUCAUUGGUGUGGGGACUAGGAGCUUUAUUGGAAACAUCAGAUAGGCAUAAAUUCAAUAGUUAUUUAAAUGAAAAUUUUAAUCAUAGCCUUGAUCUUCCUAAAAUAGAUGAUCAACCUGAUGCUACAAUAUUUGAUUUUUUUGUAACCGAAGAAGGAGAGUGGGAACACUGGAAUAUUGCUAUGUCUUCAGCAACUCCAGCAGAAUCAUCAAGUUCUGAUUACAGUCAAGUAUUGGUUCCUAUUUUAGAAAGUGUUCGUAUCACAUAUUUGAUAAAUAUCAUAGCUACACAAGAACAUCCAGUUUUAUUAAUCGGAGAACAGGGAUCAGGCAAAACUGUUAUGAUGAAAUCGUACAUGAGAUCUGCUAAAUCAGAGCUUUACUUAAAUAGAUCAUUUAAUUUUUCAUCUGCAACUAGCCCCUUUCAAUUUCAAAAAACUAUUGAAAGUUAUGUAGAAAAAAGAUUAGGAAACACAUUUGGGCCACCUGGGGGUCUUAAAAUGACAGUAUUCAUAGACGACAUAAAUUUGCCAGAAGUUAACGAAUGGGGUGAUCAAAUUACAAACGAGAUUGUUCGACAAACCAUGGACAUGAAAGGAUUUUAUAGUUUAGAAAAACCAGGUGAAUUCUACACUUUGAAUGAUAUUCUAUUUGUCGGUGCAAUGGUACAUCCUGGCGGAGGACGAAAUGAUAUACCAUCUAGAUUGAAACGCCAAUUUUGUAUAUUCAACUGCACUAUGCCAUCAGAUGCUUCAAUUGAUAAAAUCUUUCGAGUAGUUGGUGAAACGCACUAUAAUGCAAAACGAGGAUUUUCAGUAGAAAUACGAAACUUGGUUAAAAAACUAACACCUAUAACAAGAGAACUUUGGCAUAGCACGAGGAUGACUCUAUUGCCAACACCAGCUAAAUUUCACUAUGUCUUUAGCUUAAGAGAUUUGUCAAGAAUUUGGCAAGGAAUGGUUGGUACGUUAAGCACUGUUAUAGAUUCUGCAAAAAUAUUAAUAAUGUUAUGGAGGCAUGAAACUACUAGAGUAUUCUCUGAUAGAUUUACAUCGUUGUCUGACAAAAGUUGGUUUGAUCAAGAGUUGAACAAAGUUGUAGAAUCUAGCUUGGGCACUCAAUAUAUAACAAUGCUGAAUACAGAUCCCCCGUUUGUAGAUUUCAUGAGAGAUGCUCCAGAGCCGACUGGAGAAGAAGGCGAAGAAGCUGACAUGGAACUUCCUAAGGUAUACGAGCCUGUUAUGGAAGAAGCUCAACUGAGAGAACGAUUAGAAAUGUUUUUAUCUCAAUUUAAUGAAAUGGUUCGAGGUAUUGGAAUGGACUUAGUAUUUUUUCCUGAUGCUAUCCUUCAUUUAGUUAAAAUAUCAAGAGUUAUACGACACCCACGUGGAAAUGUAAUGUUAGUAGGUGUUGGUGGUUCUGGUAAACAAUCUUUAACAAGGCUGGCAUCUUUUAUAGCUGGUUAUAAGACAUUUCAAAUAGCUUUAACUAGAUCUUAUAAUAUAACAAAUUUUUUGGAAGAUCUCAAACUGCUGUACAGAACAUGUGGUGUUCAAGCAAAGGGUACAACGUUUAUUUUUACUGAUUUGGAUAUUAAAGAAGAAGGUUUCUUAGAGUAUUUAAAUAACAUUCUAUCUUCUGGUGGAAUUACCAAUUUAUUUACAAAAGAUGAACAAUCUGAAAUUAUAUCAGAAUUAACUCCUAUUAUGAAACGGGAAAACUCCAAAAGAACUUUGAACCAUGAAAUUAUAAUGGAUUAUUUUUUAACAAGAACUUGUCAAAAUCUUCAUGUUGUAUUUUGUUUUUCACCGGUAGGAGAAAAGUUCCGAAAUCGAGCCCUUAGGUUCCCAGCAUUAGUAUCUGGAUGUACCAUAGACUGGUUCCAACCAUGGCCGAAAGAUGCUCUCGUCCAAGUAGCGGAACAUUUUUUGGUAGAUUUUGAUAUUGAGUGUACAGCUGAAGUUAAACAAGAAUUAGUUGCUGCAAUGGGCACAAUUCAAGAUAUAGUUGAUCAUACUUCAAGUGAUUAUUAUCAACGAUUUCGCAGAGCUACUCAUGUCACACCAAAAUCAUACUUAAACUUUAUUGGAGGAUACAAAAGUAUUUAUCAUCAAAAACAAAAAGAAUUAGGAGAAGGAGCUCACCGCAUGGAUACAGGUUUGGCAAAACUAGAAGCUUCUAUUUCCGUAGAGUUACUGAAAAAAGACUUAGAUGAUAUGGAACAAGAAUUAGCAAAUGCUUCUCAGAAAGCAGAAACUGUGUUAGUUGAAGUUACGGAUCGUGCAAGACAAGCAGAAAUUGUGAAAAAUCAAGUGAUGAAAGUAAAAGUUAAAGCAGAAGCUUUAGUAGAGUCAAUUGCAAAAGAAAAAGCUAUUGCUGAAGAAAAGCUAGAAGCGGCUAGACCAGCACUUGAAGAAGCAGAAUCAGCAUUGAAUACUAUAAAGCCAGCACAUAUAGCUACUGUUCGUAAACUUGGAAGACCUCCACAUCUCAUCAUGCGUAUAAUGGAUUGUGUUUUAAUAUUAUUCAAACGUAAACUGCAUCCAGUCAUAAGUGAUACAACAGUUAGAUGUCCAAAACCAUCUUGGCCAGAAUCGUUAAAAAUGAUGGCGAGCACAACAUUUUUACUCCAACUACAAAACUAUCCAAAAGAUACAAUCACGAAUGAAAUGGUAGAAUUAUUGCAACUGUAUUUUAAUAUGGAGGAUUACAAUAUGGAUACGGCAAAAAGGGUCUGUGGUGAUGUUGCUGGAUUGUUAUCAUGGACUAAAGCAAUGGCAUUCUUUCACAGUAUAAAUAAAGAAGUUUUGCCUCUUAAAGCCAAUUUAACUUUACAAGAAGCUAGAUUGACUAUUGCAAUGGAUGAUUUGUCUAGAGCUGAACUUCAACUUUAUGAAAGAGAAGUAGCGUUAAAUGAAGUUAAAAGUCAAUAUGAUGCUGCUGUUCAAGAAAAACAAAGACUUACUGAUGCAGCAAAUGUUUGUCUGAGAAAAAUGACUUCAGCAACUGCUUUAAUUAAUGGUUUAGGUGGUGAAAAAAUAAGAUGGACUCAGCAGAGUAAAGAAUUCAAGAAACAACUUGGACGGCUUGUUGGUGACGUUUUAUUGGCAACAGGAUUUUUAUCAUACUGUGGGCCAUAUAAUCAAGAAUUUAGAUCUAAUUUAGUACAAAGUUGGAUGAAAAUUUUAACGACACAAAAAGUACCAUUCACAGUAAAACUCAAUAUAAUAAAUAUGCUUAUUGACAAUUCUAUGGUAUCUGAGUGGACAUUACAAGGUCUUCCUAAUGAUGAGUUAUCGGUACAAAAUGCACUUAUUGUAACCAAAUCUAGUUCAUACCCACUUCUCAUUGAUCCUCAAAACCAAGGAAAAAUGUGGAUUAAAAAUAAAGAAUCGUCAAAUGAACUUCAAAUCACUUCAUUGAAUCAUAAAUACUUUAGAACACAUUUAGAGGAUUGCUUAUCUCUCGGAAGACCAUUAUUAAUAGAAGAUGUCAGUGAAGAGCUUGAUCCAGUAAUUGAUAAUGUAUUAGAAAAGAAUUUCAUUAAAUCUGGUUCAAUUGAAAAGGUGGUUGUCGGUGAUAAAGAAACAGAUGUAAUGCCUGGGUUUGUUUUAUAUAUAACGACCAAAUUGCCCAAUCCCGCAUAUUCACCUGAAAUUAGUGCUAAAACUUCAAUUAUAGAUUUCACAGUCACAAUGCAAGGUCUUGAAGAUCAACUUUUGGGUCGAGUUAUACUAAUGGAAAAAUCAGAUUUAGAAGCUGAACGUGUGGCACUAUUUGAGUCAGUUAUACAAAAUCAACGUUCAAUGAAAGAAUUUGAAAGCAAUUUACUGCAUAAAUUAUCUUCAAUUCAAGGUUCAUUGGUAGAUGAUGAAGAUUUAAUUAGUGUACUCCAAGAGACCAAAGCCACUGCCGAAGCUGUAAAUGCAAAACUUCAAGUUUCCGAACAAACUGAAAUAAAAAUCAUGAAGGCCAGAGAAGAAUUUAGAGCAGUGGCUGCUCGUGGGUCAAUAUUGUACUUUUUGAUAGUUGAAAUGAGCAACGUAAACGUUAUGUAUCAAAAUUCAUUGAAACAAUUUUUAAUGAUAUUUGAUAACUCUAUAAACAAAUCAAUAAAAAGUUCAAUAACCGAAGAACGUAUUAUAAACAUUUUACAAUAUUUAACUUAUGAAGUAUGGAUGUUCACGAUGAGAAGUCUGUAUGAACGCCAUAAACCAUUAUUCACGUUGAUGUUGGCUAUGAAAAUUGAUUGCCAUAAAAAUCAAAUUACACACGAAGAGUUUAUGACAUUUAUAAAAGGUGGUGCAUCAUUAGAUUUGAAUGCAGUUGCUCCAAAACCUUUCCGAUGGGUAUUGGAUAUAACUUGGUUAAAUUUGGUUGAACUUAACAAGUUAUCAGUAUUUUCAAAUCUUUUAAAUAAAAUAAAACAAAAUGAGAAAGAAUGGCGCAUUUGGUAUGAAAAAGAAAAACCGGAAGAGGAAGAUAUACCUUGUGGAUAUAAUAAAUCUCUAGAUGUAUUUCGAAAACUUUUACUGGUCAGGUCAUGGAGUCCAGAUAGAACGUUGUCACAGUCUCGAAAAUAUAUCAUGGAUUCUUUAGGACCCGAGUAUGGGGAAGCAUGCAUCUUAGAUUUGGAAAAAACUUGGGAAGAAUCGGAGCCACAGACACCACUCGUUUGUAUCUUAUCUAUCGGCUCUGAUCCAUCACCGCAAAUCACCGCUCUGGCUAAAUCUAAAGAUAUUCAAAUACGAUCUGUUUCUAUGGGUCAAGGCCAAGAAAUUCAUGCUAGAAACAUGAUAUCUGAUUGCAUAGCAAACGGUGGCUGGGUACUUUUACAAAACAUGCAUUUGUCUUUGCCAUUUUGUACAGAAGCUAUGGACGCUUUGUCAGAUUCGGAAGAAAUACACAGUACAUUUAGAAUGUGGAUAACUACAGAAGUACAUCCUCAGUUUCCUAUUGCACUACUUCAGAUGGCAAUCAAGUUCACAAAUGAACCUCCACAAGGUAUUAGAGCUAGUAUGAAAAGAACGUAUCAGAAUAUAAGUCAGGACAUGCUUGAUUAUUCGGCUCAACCACAAUGGCCUAUUUUACUUUACGCCGUAGCAUUUAUUCACACGAUCGUACAAGAGAGACGAAAAUUCGGACCGUUGGGUUGGAAUAUACCAUACGAGUUCAAUCAAGCCGAUUUUGCUGCGAGCGUUCAAUUCGUUCAGAAUCAUUUGGACGAUAUGGAUCCAAAAAAAGGUGUGUCUUGGCCAACUAUUUGUUACAUGUUGGGUGAAGUACAAUACGGUGGCAGAGUUACUGACGAUUUCGAUAAAAGACUUUUAAUAACGUUCACUCAAGUAUGGUUUUGUGAUGUAUUAUUAAGACCUGGUUUUGAGUUUUACAAAAGCUAUAAAGUUCCCAUGAAUCGUAAUAUACAAGGUUGUAUUGAUUACAUUAACAGUUUACCUGUGACAGAUUCUCCAGAAGUGUUCGGACUUCACUCCAAUGCUGAUAUCACGCAUCAAAUAAAUACCGCAAAAGGAAUACUAGAUACGAUUUUAAGCGUUCAACCGAAACAGGGUGGAAGCCAAGGAGGAGAGACUAGAGAAAGUGUUGUCUACCAUUUAGCUGACGACAUGUUAAAAAAAUUACCAAAACAGUAUAAAGAUUUUGAGGUAAAAGAAUCGCUGCAGAGGAUGGGUGCUUUAUUACCCAUGAACAUAUUCUUACGACAAGAAAUCGACCGUAUAAAAAAAGUUAUUGGUAUUGUACAAAAGACACUAUGCGAUUUAAAAUUAGCCAUCGACGGUACAAUUGUUAUGAGCCAAGGACUAAGAGAAAGUUUGGAUGCCAUGUAUGACGCCAGAAUACCACAGAAAUGGCAAAAAGUGUCUUGGGAAUCCGCUACUCUCGGAUUUUGGUUUACUGAGUUACUGGAACGUGAUAAUCAGUUUAGAAAAUGGAUAAACAGUGGUCGACCAAAUGUGUUCUGGAUGACUGGUUUUUUCAACCCGCAAGGAUUUUUAACGGCUAUGAGACAAGAAGUGACAAGAGCACAUCGGGGCUGGGCGUUGGAUUCAGUGGUGCUUCAGAAUCUGAUAACGCGCCAUAACAAGGAGGAACUGAGUGACUCGCCGCCGGAGGGUGUGUAUGUGUGUGGCAUGUUCUUGGAGGGCGCUAGCCUGGACCGGAAGACGGGUAAACUGGUGGAAAGCAAGCCAAAGGUGCUGUACGAACAAAUGCCAGUGAUUUACGUAUUUGCUAUCAACACCACCGCAGGAAAAGAUCCGAAGCUAUACGAAUGUCCGAUUUAUAGGAAACCACAGCGGACGGACCUCAAGUAUGUGGGUUCAAUAGAUUUUGAGACAGACAACAAUCCGAGGCACUGGACAUUGAGAGGCGUUGCCCUGUUGUGCGAUAUAAAAUAAAUAAUACGAUCGAUAUUGAAUUAUAUGUAUAAUAGUAUGUCCCUAUACUCGAAUAUUAUAUCAAAUUCAUAUCAUAUUAUAAUAGUAGCUGUAUUAACCGUCUUUGUCCAUGUUAAAUGAACAAUUAUA
Rhopalosiphum maidis (corn leaf aphid) is the source of this 14139-nucleotide messenger RNA. RefSeq names its product dynein heavy chain 5, axonemal-like. Lineage: Eukaryota; Metazoa; Arthropoda; Insecta; Hemiptera; Aphididae. Gene Ontology annotation, molecular function: minus-end-directed microtubule motor activity; ATP binding; dynein light intermediate chain binding. Gene Ontology annotation, cellular component: dynein complex. Gene Ontology annotation, biological process: microtubule-based movement. The record is from RefSeq and is a predicted model, not a curated record.